Molecule: messenger RNA, 3351 nt
Organism: Plasmodium knowlesi strain H
Lineage: Eukaryota; Apicomplexa; Aconoidasida; Haemosporida; Plasmodiidae
Product: vacuolar protein sorting-associated protein 11, putative
Exons: 3
Coding region: 1-3351 (1116 amino acids)
Biological process (GO): vacuole organization; vesicle-mediated transport; intracellular protein transport
Cellular component (GO): HOPS complex; endosome
Molecular function (GO): protein-macromolecule adaptor activity
Source: RefSeq, a predicted model, not a curated record
AUGUUCAAUUUUAGAAAACUGCAACUUUUCGACAGAGACCAGACGAAGGAUACAGGUGAAGUACAGAACUUUUUGAAUAGCCACGAAGGGAUAUACUUUUCGACCUCCAAAAAAUUUAUCAACGUGUUUGUAGACAAGCUGCUUUUUAUAGACCCCCUUAAUCUAAACGUUACAACAAUAAACUCAGAUCUGUUGGUAGUCGAUUUUUGUUUUUGUGACAAAACGAAUAACCUUAUUGUGCUUGGCAAAAGCAAGAAUGCCCUAGUAUGUAGCAUCUACAACAUCAGGGCGUAUAACUUCACCCUGCUGAAAAAAUUACAACUAAGUAAGAACAUCGAAAAUAUAAAGAAGACACUAAUUUCCAAGUGCCUCGGAUAUAUAACUACCUUAGAAAAUAAAAAAAUUUCAUUUUAUCACAUAAAUAAUGAUUAUUCCAUCACGAAAAGUGAAUUAAUCCAAGAGGAGGAUGAAGAAGAACUUUACGAAAAUAUGUUCCUAUGUAAGGAGGAUAUCUUCAUAGUGAUGAAAAAAAAUUCAAUAAAUGUGUACAGAUUGAUUAUAAAUGAUGCCUCCAUAAGUUAUACAUUCAUCGAGUGCAUUCCGUUGGAGAACAACUACUCUUCCAAAGCGAACGCAGGAGAAUUCUCCAAUGGAAGCACAAGCAACAGCGACAAUGAGGAAAGAAAACCCACAAAUUAUCACACUAGUAGUAGCAAUAAUGAUAAUGGACCACCUCCCAUCGACGAGCCGGUGUUGUCCACAUACAACGAAGAAAUAAAUGUCUUGUAUAUCUGCCACAAUGUAUUGAAAGUUCUCUAUGUGUUGGACCUCAGCAAUAGAACCCUGGAAUAUAUUCUGCUAGAAAAUAAAGUAAUCAAUUUGUUCACAGUAAAAUUUUAUUUAAUCCUACUCACAGAAGUUAGAAGUAAGUUUUACUUCAACAUAUAUGUUAUACAUGAAGAAAUGAAGCUACAGGUUUUCCGGGGAACGUAUAACUGCCUCAUAACAAACGUUGUAUAUUUUAACAAUUUACUUUUUCUAAUUGUGGACGAAUACAUACAUGAGCCAGAGGUAAAAGUGGAUAAGUUUUAUUUUUAUGAACAACUAAAAAUGAAAUGGAACGCAGCUGGAGAAGUAAACCAUGGGAAGAAUAGCAAAAGUGAUAGCAUAAGCAACAUCUUUAAAGAAACAGAAAAUAGCAAAUCGAAAAGUUUUGAUAUUUUAAAAAUGUACAAUGAUAGUAUUAACAAUAAUAGUGCAAGUAGCAACCUGAUGAAAGGCGAUUUAAAGUAUGAUAUAUUUUUGGAUCGAAAAGAUGAGGCCCGAAGAGAUGCAAAUAACAGCACAGAAGACAAACAGUACUAUUCAAAAAAUCUCUUUAAAUUAAAUAAACUCUUUAAAAAUUGUAGAAAUCAAAUAAAAAUUGUUAUAAAAGAAAAGAACAUGAACGAAAUUGUGCACAUGUUUAAAAAGAAAAAGUUGUUCCUCUGGUUAUUAAAUUUUGCAGAAUUGAAUAAGAACCAUCACACUAUUAACUUCGGUCAUGUGCAUCAAAUAUAUGCAGAUUUUUUAUUCGAAAAGGAACAGUAUGAGUUAGCCAUGCAUCAUUACAUCAACACCAUAGGUUUCCUAGAAACGGCCAUCGUUAUUCACAAAUAUUUAAAUCUAGAGUUAUAUGAAUAUUUAUCCAGAUAUUUGGAAAAUUUACACCAAGUUAAUCUCUUCAAUGAUGAACACACCAUGAUGCUUCUCACUUGCUACAAGAAAGAAUGCAAAAAAAAAAAAAUCAUAUCAUUUAUAAGGAAAAAUAAAAAUAAAAUAAAUUUGCACAAAGCAUACAAGUUUUUAUGCAACGUUGGCUACUACAAUAUCGUUUUAAAAUUUUCAAAAAAGAAUAAAGACCAUUUGACGUACAUCUCCAUCCUCAUUGAUAAAUUUGAAAAUUACGAAAAGAGCCUCAAAUAUAUAUUCAAGCUGGAUGUAGAAAAUAUAUGCAUUCUCCUCUUUCGAUAUGGAUACAAGUUUAUCAAAUAUUUCCCUCAACGCACUAUUUUUUUGUUAAAAAAAAUUAUUAAAAAGUACAAUUUAAAUUUGACAAUAUUUAUUCCCCUCUUCCUUGACAACAUAGAUUUUCUUUUUCUCUUUAUCCUUAAAUUUCUCGAUAAAAAAAAUUCAAGUACAGGAGAAAAAAAAAGCGUGGUGGACGCAAAUGACACAUAUAGGAACUCUUCCCCAGAUUGGCGAAACCGUCCUAUAAGGAAGGGGAGUAUUCUGACAACACAAACCCACGAAAGAGAUAGCAGUCUCCCCCCCGUGGCCAAGGAAAAAACGCGAUACGACGAAAAUGUGACGACAGCCAGCAUUAUAAGCAACAGAAAGAUAGAGUUCGACAUUUUCAAUGGGGAAUAUGAUUACAUCCUGUUCGUCACCGUCAUGCAGAUUCUGCUUCAGAAAUACAAGACAAAAGAAAAGGAGAACCACAUCCUCACCUAUAACAUAGAUAAGCUCAUCAAAAAUGAAGACAAGAAUAUAACAUUCUUAUCUGCCAUUUUGUUGUCCAUUUAUAAUUACAACAAGGGGCUUCUUUACGUUUCCAAUAAAAUGAACAAGCAUGAUAUGUAUUUCCUUUUUACAACCCUAAAAAUGGUGAAAAAAUUCAGACUAAAUUACACAAAAGAGGUAUUACAACACCCACUGCAAAGUUACAACUUAAUACAAAUUACAAAUGAAAAAUUUGCGAAAAAGUUAUUUAACACAUGUAUACACCUCAUGAAAGAAAAAGGCUACAUGUACCACAAUUACAUUUUUUAUUACCUGUCAUUACUAAAUGAUGACAAGUACCUCACGCGCUUUGCAAAAACAUUAAAUCAAAAAUCAUCCAUAUCGUUAUUGCAGCUUAUAAGCAUUCUGGGAAAGUACAACAAAAAUUAUGGAUCUAUCAAGAAAAUGGUGAUUUCAUAUAUAAACCAAAUUAAUAGAAAUAUAAAUAAAAUAUAUGCUCAAAUAGUGAGAGAUAAAAGGGAAUUAUAUAAAAUUAAAAAAAAAAAAAAAAAUAGCCAAAAGUACAACUUUCACAUUAUUGAUAAUACAUAUUGUGCCAUUUGUAAAGAAAUAUUAUCCGUCCCAAUUAUCCAUUUCUUGUGCAACCAUUCCUAUCAUUUUUAUUGUCUAAAUGGGGAAGAGCAUUGCAUCCUUUGUCAAAAUAAGGAUAAUGAAAAGAAGUUACUCAAGGAAAAGGCCAAAAAUGCCAUCAACAAUUUUGAUGAAUUUUUUAAAUAUUUGCAAGGCGCUCCUGAUAAGUUCUCCUUCAUUUCGAAUUAUCUAUCGUAUGGUGUUACUCCAAGUAGGUGA